CAGCAACCUAAUUCCAUCGCCAGGAUGCUUUUCUCCUUGACAUUCGUUAGGGGGCGCAGAAGUCGGAGGGUCACGUCCUAGCCUCUCUAGCCGCGACGCCUGCCUUGCCUUCCGGCCGCACUGCGUUCCGCUUCCGAGGAAACGCACGGGUUCCUGCUGAGGUUUCCGGGCUGUCGGGGCUGAAGUUGUCCUGCACGGUGGAUUGUUUCGUUUCCGGUGUCCUGCGCCGCCGCGGCCUUUCGGGGGAGAGGUGCACGGGGCUCCCGGAGACGCCCACCGGACCCUUUCCUUUCCGCCCGGGUGGAGGCCAGGGGCCGUCAUGGCGGCCACCGCGCAGCCCAAGAAAAUCGUGGCCCCCACGGUGUCCCAGAUCAACGCGGAGUUCGUGACCCAGUUAGCAUGUAAAUACUGGGCUCCUCACAUCAAGAAGAAAUCACCUUUUGAUAUAAAAGUAAUUGAAGAGAUAUAUGAAAAAGAGAUUGUCAAAUCAAGAUUUGCUAUUAGGAAAAUAAUGCUGCUGGAAUUUAGCCAGUAUCUUGAAAAUUACCUCUGGCUGAAUUAUUCUCCUGAGAUGUCUAGCAAGGCCUACUUAAUGUCCAUCUGCUGUAUGGUGAAUGAGAAGUUCAGAGAAAAUGUCCCUGCAUGGGAGAUUUUUAAGAAGAAGCCAGACCAUUUCCCAUUUUUUUUUAAACGCAUCUUAAAAGCCGCCUUAGCUGAAACUGAUGGUGAAUUUUCGCUCCAUGAGCAGACAGUCCUACUGCUUUUUCUUGAUCAUUGCUUCAACAGUUUGGAAGUUGACUUGAUAAGAAGUCAAGUACAGCAGCUCAUCUCGCUGCCCAUGUGGAUGGGCCUACAGUCUGCACGAUUGGAAUUAGAAUUAAAAAAGACACCCAAGUUAAGGAAAUUCUGGAACUUGAUUAAAAAAAAUGAUGAAAAGAUGGAUCCAGAAGCAAGAGAACAGGCCUAUCAAGAAAGAAGAUUUCUUUCACAACUCAUCCAGAAAUUUAUCUCUGUGCUGAAAUCAGUUCCACUUUCUGAACCUGUUACUAUGGACAAAGUUCAUUACUGUGAAAGAUUCAUUGAACUUAUGAUUGAUUUAGAGGCUCUCCUCCCCACAAGGCGCUGGUUUAAUACCAUCCUGGAUGACUCCCACCUUUUAGUUCACUGUUACCUCUCCAGUCUUGUUCGGAGGGAAGAGGAUGGCCAUCUUUUUUCCCAGCUUCUGGACAUGCUUAAGUUUUAUACUGGUUUUGAAAUUAAUGACCAGACAGGAAAUGCUCUGACAGAGAAUGAGAUGACCACAAUACACUAUGAUAGAAUUACUUCUCUCCAGAGAGCUGCUUUUGCACAUUUCCCUGAACUCUAUGAUUUUGCCCUUUCAAAUGUGGCAGAAGUAGAUACUCGAGAAUCCUUGGUCAAGUUUUUUGGGCCUCUUAGUUCAAACACACUCCACCAGGUGGCAUCAUAUCUCUGCUUGUUACCAACGCUUCCCAAAGAUGAAGACACAACUUUUGAUAAAGAAUUUCUUCUUGAAUUGCUGGUAUCUCGUCAUGAACGUCGAAUUUCUCAGAUUCAGCAGUUGAACCAGAUGCCUUUGUAUCCAACAGAAAAAAUUAUAUGGGAUGAAAAUAUUGUUCCAACUGAGUAUUAUUCUGGGGAAGGUUGUCUUGCUCUUCCAAAGUUAAAUUUGCAGUUUUUGACUCUUCAUGACUACCUCCUAAGGAAUUUUAAUCUUUUCCGCUUGGAAUCAACUUAUGAAAUUAGACAAGACAUUGAGGAUAGUGUCAGCAGAAUGAAGCCAUGGCAGUCUGAGUACGGUGGUGUCGUGUUUGGUGGCUGGGCACGGAUGGCCCAGCCCAUUGUGGCUUUCACUGUAGUUGAGGUUGCUAAACCCAACAUAGGUGAAAACUGGCCCACUCGAGUUCGUGCGGAUGUUACCAUCAAUCUGAAUGUUAGAGAUCACAUCAAAGAUGAAUGGGAAGGGCUUCGUAAACAUGAUGUGUGUUUUUUAAUUACUGUGCGGCCCACAAAACCUUAUGGCACUAAGUUUGACCGAAGGAGACCAUUUAUUGAGCAGGUUGGCCUGGUGUAUGUCAGAGGCUGUGAAAUCCAGGGCAUGCUGGAUGAUAAAGGGCGUGUCAUUGAAGACGGACCCGAACCUAGACCCAAUCUUCGAGGAGAGUCGAGGACAUUUAGAGUGUUUUUGGAUCCAAACCAGUAUCAACAAGAUAUGACCAACACUAUACAAAAUGGAGCAGAAGAUGUGUAUGACACUUUCAAUAUAAUAAUGAGGAGAAAACCAAAGGAGAAUAACUUUAAGGCGGUGCUGGAAACUAUUCGGAACCUGAUGAAUACUGAUUGUGUGGUACCCGACUGGCUUCAUGAUAUCAUUUUGGGUUAUGGGGACCCAAGUAGUGCACAUUAUUCAAAAAUGCCCAAUCAGAUUGCCACCCUUGAUUUCAAUGAUACAUUUUUGUCCAUUGAGCACUUAAAAGCAAGCUUUCCUGGUCAUAAUGUGAAAGUGACUGUGGAUGACCCAGCUCUACAGAUACCCCCUUUCAGAAUAACCUUCCCAGUAAGAAGCGGAAAAGGAAAGAAAAGGAAAGAUGCAGAUGGGGAAGAUGAAGACACUGAAGAAGCAAAAACCUUAAUUGUUGAACCCCAUGUUAUUCCUAACAGGGGUCCUUAUCCUUAUAACCAACCCAAACGCAACACAAUUCAGUUCACUCACACGCAGAUUGAGGCCAUCCGUGCUGGAAUGCAGCCUGGGCUGACUAUGGUUGUGGGGCCACCUGGUACAGGAAAAACAGAUGUAGCAGUCCAGAUCAUCUCCAACAUUUACCAUAAUUUCCCAGAACAGAGGACUCUAAUUGUUACCCAUUCUAAUCAGGCUUUGAACCAGUUGUUUGAGAAAAUCAUGGCUUUAGACAUUGAUGAACGUCACUUACUGCGUCUUGGUCAUGGAGAAGAAGAACUGGAGACAGAGAAAGAUUUCAGCAGGUAUGGAAGAGUUAAUUAUGUCCUGGCUCGAAGAAUAGAACUGUUAGAAGAAGUUAAGCGAUUGCAAAAGAGUUUAGGCGUUCCAGGAGAUGCGUCAUAUACCUGUGAGACUGCGGGCUAUUUCUUCUUAUAUCAAGUGAUGUCUCGUUGGGAAGAGUAUAUUAGCAAAGUGAAAAAUAAAGGUAGUACUUUGCCGGAUGUCACAGAAGUCUCUACUUUCUUCCCUUUCCAUGAAUACUUUGCAAAUGCUCCUCAACCAAUUUUUAAAGGCAGAGUUUAUGAAGAAGAUAUGGAAAUUGCUGAAGGAUGUUUCAGGCAUAUUAAGAAAAUCUUUACUCAACUUGAGGAAUUCAGAGCCUCUGAACUGCUUCGCAGUGGACUGGACAGAUCCAAGUAUCUUCUAGUGAAAGAAGCCAAAAUCAUCGCUAUGACCUGUACUCAUGCUGCCUUAAAGCGACAUGACUUGGUCAAGUUAGGAUUCAAGUAUGACAAUAUUUUGAUGGAAGAGGCUGCCCAGAUUUUAGAGAUAGAAACAUUCAUACCUCUUCUUCUACAGAAUCCUCAGGAUGGUUUUAGUCGGCUAAAACGGUGGAUUAUGAUUGGUGAUCAUCACCAGCUGCCUCCAGUCAUUAAGAACAUGGCCUUUCAGAAGUAUUCAAACAUGGAGCAGUCACUCUUCACUCGUUUUGUCCGGGUUGGAGUUCCUACUGUGGACCUAGAUGCUCAAGGGAGAGCCAGAGCAAGCUUAUGCAACCUCUACAACUGGCGAUACAAGAAUCUAGGGAACUUACCCCAUGUACAGCUCUUGCCAGAGUUCAGUACAGCAAAUGCUGGCUUACUGUAUGACUUCCAGCUUAUUAAUGUUGAAGAUUUUCAGGGAGUGGGAGAGUCUGAACCUAAUCCCUAUUUUUAUCAGAAUCUUGGAGAGGCAGAGUAUGUGGUGGCACUUUUUAUGUACAUGUGCUUACUGGGAUACCCUGCUGACAAGAUCAGUAUUCUGACAACAUACAAUGGGCAAAAGCAUCUUAUUCGUGACAUCAUCAAUAGACGAUGUGGGAAUAAUCCAUUGAUUGGGAGACCAAAUAAGGUGACAACUGUUGAUAGAUUUCAAGGUCAACAGAAUGACUAUAUUCUUCUGUCUCUAGUACGAACUAGGGCAGUAGGCCAUCUGAGGGAUGUGCGUCGCUUAGUGGUGGCCAUGUCUAGAGCCAGACUCGGACUUUAUAUCUUUGCUAGAGUAUCCCUCUUCCAAAACUGUUUUGAACUAACUCCAGCUUUCAGCCAGCUCACGGCCCGCCCACUGCACUUGCAUAUAAUUCCAACAGAACCUUUCCCAACCACUAGAAAGAAUGGAGAAAGACCAUCUCAUGAAGUGCAGAUAAUAAAGAAUAUGCCCCAGAUGGCAAACUUUGUAUACAACAUGUAUAUGCAUUUGAUACAGACUACACAUCAUUAUCAUCAGACCUUCUUACAGCUACCACCUGCUAUGGUUGAAGAAAGUGAGGAAAUUCAAAAUCAAGACACAGAAAUGGACACAGAAGAAGAAGCCCUACCUGCUCAAACUGACAUUACACCCAGUCCCACAGAUGCCAGCGCCAGUCAAGAAACCCCAGCUUCUCAGACCAGUCCCACCCCCAGUCACACUGAGACCGUCCCGAGUCAGGCAGGAGACAGCUGCACUCCCGAGGCUGUCCCUGCUCACUCUGAGAUCCCUGCUGCUGUCACGGGGCCUGUGGCUGAACUUGCAGAGACCAGCAGCCCUCAAGAUGCUGCAUCUGCCCCAGCAGAGACCAAGUAGCCGAACUAUAGCCUCUCCGAGGGGCGGGGGGGGAGGGGAGGGAUAUUUCAUUUGUAAAGUUAAUUUUUAUAUUGGAUGUUUGCUUCUGCUAUUUUAAUAGUGUUGAUUAGUGUUUGGUCCUUAUUUUUGUUAAUUGAUUUCAGGGUCAUGAAUAUAUAUUUUAAAAUGUAUGUAUGAAGAUGGAAGAUUUUCAGAACUUUGUGGAGAAAUGAAAUUAUAAUGUGAAUUUUUUGUAACUUCUCAAAGCCUUCUUAUAUGUGAGCUACUAUAGUUUUGUCUAUUUAGUCAGAAGAACAAAUGACCAUUCCUUUGAUACUUUGAUUCAUUUUGACGUUUUGACCACUAAGUGAAUGUGUCUGUGGUCAUUCCUGCAUUGAAAAAUUAUCUAUAGACUACUUAAGACAUCCCUUCGUUUUUUUGUGUGCCUUGAAGAAAAGGACAUAACACACUGCCAUUAACCAUGAAGGCCCUUAAGUGAAUGUUCAGAUUGGUAAGGAAAUUGAUUUUUUUUCCUCUAAGAUUUAUUCAUUUUAUUUGAGAAGCAGAUUUACAGAGAGAGGAAAAACAGGUUUUCCCUCUAUUGGCUCACUCCCCAAAUGCCCACAACAACCAGAGUUGAGCCAGUCUGAGGCCAGCAGCCAGGAACUCCGUCAGAGUCUCCCAAGGAUGUAAGCCAUCCUCCACUGCUUUCCCAGGCUUUUAGCAGGGGGCUAGAUCAGAAGUGGGACAGCUGGAACACAAACUGGUGCCCAUAGGGGAUACUGGCACUGUAUGCAGAGGAUUACCCUGAUAAGCCACCACACUGGCCCCAGCAAUUCGUUCUUGACCAUAUUAUCAAAUGCUCAAGUUCUGAUUGUUUUUUUUCCAACGCACUUGGUCCCCUUCUUUGAUGCACAGUUUUAACCCUAUAAUACAGUGUUUUCUCUAAUCUAUUAAAGGUGUUAUACACAUUUUCUUCA
Messenger RNA from Ochotona princeps (American pika), 5757 nucleotides. It is a transcript of the gene AQR, whose product is annotated as aquarius intron-binding spliceosomal factor. Gene Ontology annotation, molecular function: mRNA binding; helicase activity. Gene Ontology annotation, cellular component: catalytic step 2 spliceosome. NCBI's taxonomy places the organism in Eukaryota, Metazoa, Chordata, Mammalia, Lagomorpha, Ochotonidae. Bases 320 to 4798 code for a protein of 1492 amino acids. The record is from RefSeq and is a predicted model, not a curated record. The transcript is spliced from 35 exons. Gene Ontology annotation, biological process: mRNA splicing, via spliceosome.